CAGUGCGCAGUCUCGGCGCCUCCCCGCGCUCCGCCCAGCCCGCGGGGAAGCGGUCGCGCGGCGAUGAAGUCGCGGGGGCCUGGUCUGGCGUCGCGGACUCCGGAGAUGGAGGAAAAGGAGCAAUUACGGCGGCAGAUCCGUCUCCUGCAGGGUCUGAUCGAUGACUACAAAAACCUCCAUGGCAGUGCCUCUGCCCCAGGCACCUCCGCCGCUUCCCAGUGGCAGCCGCCCACUUACAGCAGCGGCAGGGCCUUCAGUGCGCGCUACCCUCGUCUGAGCCGGAGGGGCUUCUCCCCGAACCAUGGGCCCGUGUGGCGCAAGAAAUACUCCCUUGUGAAUCGGCCCUUGGGAUCCUCGGACCCACCCGGCGACUGUGCUGCGCAGCCGCCCCCUGGGGCUGGGGGCAGCCAGGGUCCCGACCGCCAGCAGUACAUCCCGGAGAGGCAGGUCCAGCUCCGUCCGGAUCAGAACAUGGUCAUCAAGGUCAAACCCCCGUCGAAGCCGGGCUCAGCUGGCACUGCGGGGGUCCUGCGGGGCUCCUUGGAAGCAUACGGGGACCCCCCCUGGAGCAGCCACGGGCCUCAGGAAGGUGACAGUGGGCCUGCUGGUGGGCAGCGGCCGCCCUCGAGGCCAGGAAGAGCCAAGGGGAGCUGCAGUGAGGAGGACCCCCUUCUGGUCUGCCGGAAGGAGCCUGGCAAGCCCCGGCUGGUGAAGUCGCUGAGCGCCGUGGGCAGCAGCCCCUCGGAGCCCUGGCGGACGGUCAGUGAGAGCGCAGCUGCGGCCAAGGCCCGCUUCGUGGCCCCCGGCCUGCCCCAGCGGGGCGGCACGGCCCUGGGCCGGAAGGUGGGCUCGCACUCUGUGGCCAGCUGUGGUGCACAGGUCCGUGGGGACGGGAGAGCGAACGCCGGCCAUGCAGGUCAGUCAGCUGCCUCCGGCCUGGUGGCCGGCCCAGCUAGACCUGCUGCUGGACCCAGGCAGACCCGGGAGCCCUUGCUGCUGGUGUCCUGUCGAACCAACAAGUUCCGGAAAAACGACUACAAGUGGGUGGCUGCCUCGGCGAAGAGUCCCCGGGCCCCUCGGAGGGCCCUCAGUCCCAGGGCGGUGGCGGAGAAUGUGUGCAAGGCCCCCUUUUCUGCAGCGGAACGAACGGAGAAGCCGCAGCUCAGAGCCGACCUGGAUGCCAAGCCCAGGAGGUCGGCCACAGCCUCCGUGCCUGGGGCCUCCCCGAGCAAGUACAAGUGGAAGGCCUCCAGCCCCUCGGCCUCCUCGUCCUCCUCCUUCCGUUGGCAGUCAGAGGCCGGCAGCAAGGACCAUGCCUCCCAGCUCUCCCCAGUACCAUCUCGGUUCCCCCCAGGGGACAGAUCCGCAGUGGGACCCAGCAGCUUGAAGCCCCUCUUCAGUGAGAGCCCGCUCUCGGCUUACAAAGUGAAGAGCCGCACCAAGAUCAUCCGGAGGCGGGGGAGUGCUAGCCUUCCUGGGGACAAGAAGAGCAGCCCCCCACCUGCUGCCACGACCAAGAGCCAGUUCAGCCUGCGGCGGAGGCAGGCCCUCCGGGGGAAGAGCAGCCCCGUGCUGAAGAAGACGCCCAACAAGGGCCUGAUGCAGGUCAGCAGGCACCGGCUGUGCUGCCUGCCUCCUAGCCGGGCCCACCUCCCCACCAAGGAAGCCUCCAGCCUGCACGGCCAGCGGAACCCUCCCACCAGCAAAGUGAUCAAGACUCGCUACCGCAUCGUCAAGAAGACCCAGGCCUCACCUCUCAGCACCGCCCCUGGUCCCCUGGCCCCGCCCUCCUGGCGGGCACUGCGGCUCUCCCUGUCCAGGUCCUUGGUGCUGAACGGCCUGCGUACUGCUGCAGCGGGUGGGAAAGCCCAGCCCGGCUCCCCUCGGUGGCGGAACAAAGGCUACCGCUGCAUCGGAGGCGUCCUCUACAAGGUGUCGGCCAACAAGCUCUCCAAGACCUAUGGCCGGCCCGGCAGCGACGGGGGCAGCAGGCCCCUCCUGCGCGCAGGCCGCUUGGACCCUGCCAGCAGCUGCAGCCGCUCCCUGGCCAGCCGGGCCGUGCAGCGCAGCCUGGCCAUCGUGCGGCAGGCGCGGCAGAGGCGGCGGCGGAGGAAGGAGGAGUACUGCAUGUACUACAACCGCUUCGGCAGGUGCAACCGCGGCGAGCACUGCCCCUACAUCCACGACCCCGAGAAGGUGGCCGUGUGCACCAGGUUUGUUCGGGGCACGUGCAAGAAGACGGAUGGGACCUGCCCCUUCUCCCACCACGUCUCCAAGGAGAAGAUGCCCGUGUGCUCCUACUUCCUGAAAGGAAUCUGCAGCAACAGCAACUGUCCCUACAGCCACGUCUACGUGUCCCGCAGGGCAGAGGUCUGCACCGACUUCCUCAAAGGCUACUGCCCGCUGGGCGCGAAGGGUAUCACGCUGCAUUUGGGCGCCAGUUUUGGAGUGAAUGAUGAAGUGAUUGAGGCAGGGCCUCCACGACAGUGGCCAAGAGUAGACGCACUCGAGAGGCCUGCAGAGGGGCCAGUGUGCAAGAAGAAGCACACGCUGCUGUGUCCCGACUUCUCCCGCAGGGGCGUCUGCCCCCGGGGCGCCCAGUGCCAGCUGCUCCACCGCAACCAGAGGCACCUCGGCCGGCGGGCAGCCCCAGCCCCGGCCCCGGAGCCCAACACCACGCCCCCCAGGAGCAGGGCUUCCACCAGCCACGGGCCCAGGAAGUCCUUCGCCACCCAGCGCCCCACCAGUCAGACGUCCAGCUCCCCCACCUCCGCGGCAGCCGGCUCGGCCUCCCCGCCGCCUUCCCCACGGCUGUUAGCUGCAGCCUCGGCCUCUUCCUCCUCUGUCUCCUCCCGCCCCUCCCCCCCAUCCUCCCCCUCCCGCCCCUCUCCCUCCUCCCCCUCUGCCUCCCUGCCGCUGGACCAGGAGGAGCUGUCUCUGCCGGAAGAGGCUGCCUCGGCGGGGACGGGCUCCGGCAGCCUCUGCAAGCUGCCCUCCUUCAUCUCCCUGCAGUCCUCGCCAGGCCCAGGAGGCCAGCCCAGGGCCCCAACCCCCAGGAGCAGCCCCACCAAGGACUCAGGGAAAUCGCUGCACAUCAAACCCCGUCUGUGAGGGCCCAGGGAGCCGGCCCACGCCUACCUCAGCCCUUCAUCCCUGGAGAGGAAGGAGGCUUUGCCCGCCACUGCCCCAGAGGAGGGACCGCUUGCCACAGAGCCCCCCCCCGGGGGCUGCAGGGCCGUCGCUCUGCCCGCCUG
Molecule: messenger RNA, 3254 nt
Organism: Balaenoptera acutorostrata (minke whale)
Lineage: Eukaryota; Metazoa; Chordata; Mammalia; Artiodactyla; Balaenopteridae
Gene: ZC3H3
Product: zinc finger CCCH-type containing 3
Exons: 13
Coding region: 64-3111 (1015 amino acids)
Cellular component (GO): nucleus
Molecular function (GO): metal ion binding
Source: RefSeq, a predicted model, not a curated record